This is a messenger RNA of Biomphalaria glabrata, 1412 nucleotides long. RefSeq names its product thialysine N-epsilon-acetyltransferase-like. The record is from RefSeq and is a predicted model, not a curated record. The transcript has 5 exons. The coding region runs from base 168 to 674 and encodes 168 amino acids. Gene Ontology annotation, molecular function: N-acetyltransferase activity. NCBI's taxonomy places the organism in Eukaryota, Metazoa, Mollusca, Gastropoda, Planorbidae.
UAUUUUUCUUUUUUUUUUAAUAACAUAGUGAUAGUGACAUAGCUAUCCUUCAAAAAUCAAAACUAUUACCAUAUUUUCAAACUGACCAUAGGGUCUAGAUCUACACCUAGACUAGGUCUGAACAGAUCUAGAUCAAGUAAUCUUAGUUUGAUUGCUUGAAUUACACCAUGGAUAAUUCUUUAUCGGAUAUAACUAUUAGAGCUGCAAAACCAGAAGAUUGUCAUGAAAUCGUGAGACUAAUUAAGGAGUUGGCAGUUUUUGAGAAGCUGGAAGAUCAAGUCAAAAUGACAGCAGAAGUUUUACAAAAAGAUUGUUUUGGUGACAGACCUUUAUGCUACUGCAUAGUAGCUGAGCAGCAAGACUCACCAGAGCUCGUGGGCUAUGCCUUGUACUUCUCGAUUUACUCAACUUUUGAGGGCGCAUCUUUGCAUUUGGAAGACCUUUAUGUUAAUCCAGCUUACAGGGGGCGAGGGAUCGGUACACAGUUGUGGAAGAGGGUUACUAAGCACGGGUUGGACCUGGGUUGUAACAGGCUUCAGCUGACUGUGCUUGGCUGGAACACCAAGGCUAAAGAUCUUUACACGCACUAUGGCUUCAAGGACCUAACAGAGUCCGAAGGUUGGCAUCUGAUGCGGAUGUCCAGGGCAACCAUGGAAGACUUUGUAAAAGGCUGACACCACCAAGUAUUGUUAGAAUAACAUAAUUAUAUUUGAAAAAUGUAAACCAAUAUUUUAACAUGAUUAAUUUAUUGAUCAUUCCAUUCCAAAGUUGUUACACUUUCUUGAUAUCACCAAUUGAGCUAGAAAUUUUGUAAAGGUUUGCAUGUGAUUGAAGUGAUAUUGUAUCAAAAGUGGAAACAUGAUUGUUGAUUUUGUAAAUGUAAUUUAAGUUACAAAUUAAAGUUAUAAAGAAAUAUUAGGAUGAAAAUGUUGGUAAGCAAUUUUUGUCUUACAAAUGUCAUUUUAAAUGAGGAGAUGAUUACAUCAUACACAUAUCCAUAUCUCAAUCUAGUCAUGUAUGUCAUUAGUGACUUAAAUUGGCUUUCUCUUAUUCAGGCAACUUAUUCCAUGCUUAAAGGGCUUUAGAGUUAAAUUAGUCAAAUGUAGUCUCUGUGACAUAAAUGGUUAAUUCGUGAAACUGUCUAAUGUAGUUCAUAUGACUAAGUCCAUUAACUGGGAGGUUCAUUUAUUCAAUACCUGAUCUGUAAUCUCUGUUUUUAUACUUCUGACCAAACUUGCACUCUUUACAGACUCUACACCUGUAAUAGCUCUUUAGUUGCCUCCAGAUAAAUACAUCUUAUUUGUGCUUAUAAUGAGGAACUAGUGUUCUCUUGUUAAAGGAAAAAAUCUGUCUGUGUUAUCAUGAAAAAUGAAGCUGAAAAAUGAAAAAAUAAAAACUAAGUUAUUUGAAUA